Messenger RNA from Auxenochlorella protothecoides, 1248 nucleotides. Its product is annotated as Peptidyl-prolyl cis-trans isomerase D. NCBI's taxonomy places the organism in Eukaryota, Viridiplantae, Chlorophyta, Trebouxiophyceae, Chlorellales, Chlorellaceae. Bases 1 to 1248 code for a protein of 415 amino acids. Gene Ontology annotation, molecular function: peptidyl-prolyl cis-trans isomerase activity. Gene Ontology annotation, cellular component: intracellular membrane-bounded organelle. The transcript has 6 exons. Gene Ontology annotation, biological process: protein peptidyl-prolyl isomerization. The record is from RefSeq and is a predicted model, not a curated record.
AUGAUGAGAUCCAUACGCAAAACCAAGGGGCAGACGGGGGUCCCGGUCGCCCGGGCCGGGCUGGGAAUUCUGGCCAUUUCCAUCAUCCUGUUCGCUUAUUACCAAGGCAAACUGUACACCGGUCCCGCCGUCAUCGUCUACCCUUCUGCCGUGGGCUUGGAGGGCUCCACCUUCCAACUGUACAAGGGGUUUCCAUAUCCAACGACCGCCGACGUUGUGGUCUCUGAGGACGGGUGGCUGAACGGGAUCGCCAUCUCCACCAAGCAGCACACGGAGACGCCCAAGGCAAAGGCUGCCUCAGCGAACUCCGACACCAAGACCAAGGCGGAGACGAGCAGUGGCGGUGCCGCCAAGGCAGCGGAGGUGGUGCAGUCCUCGGAAGCAGCCAGGAGCGACGCUGCGGCGGGUGCGGGUGCCACUGCCAAGCCCGAGGAGGUCGCGGCGGGUGCGGGGGUGAGGCCUGGCGAGACCGCAGCGCCCCCCGUCAAGCCUGCCGAGGCCGCGGGCGGCACCGAGGCGCAGCAGGGGUCUUCGGCGGCCGAUGUCACCAGCCCUGCGACGCCGGCCGCAGCCACCGACCCCGCGGCCGCCGACGUCGGCGUGCGGCCCGAGAAGUCGAUCAUCAUGCCCGAGUACGAGGCGCUGCGCAACAACGCCACCCUCCCCCUGGUCUUCCUGGACGUCGCGAUCAAGGGCGCGCCCAUCGGCCGCAUGGAGAUCGUGCUCUUCAGCGACGUUGCCCCGCGCCACGCCGAGAACAUGAGGCUGCUUUGCUCGGGGGAGAAGGGGGCCGUGCCCAAGCCACGCGAAGACGGGCACAAGGUGUACCACCUGAAGGGCGGGACGUUCUACCGCAUCGUCAAGGGCUGGAUCAACCAGGGCGGCGCAAAUGUAGAGUCGGCCUUCGGGGGCACCUUUGCGGACGACCCCGGCGGCCUGGCGCUCAAGCAUGAUCACAAGGGCCUGCUGAGCUCCGCCAACAUGGGUCCCAACACCAACGAGGGCCACUUCUCCAUCAUGAUGGGCCCCUCUCCCCACCUGAACGGCGGGUACACCAUCUUUGGCCAGGUGGUGGCGGGCUGGGAGGUGAGCGAGGCCAUCAACGCCGUGUCCCAUGGCCAGCCAGAGGACACAGCGCACGGCGACGCCGGCGUCGUGAUCGUGGACGCGGGGCAGCUGCGCAAGGGGACCAUCGUGCCCGACCUGCGCCUCGGCCUGCCUGCCAACGCCACGGGGUACAAUUACUAA